Messenger RNA from Microstroma glucosiphilum, 4480 nucleotides. RefSeq lists its product as hypothetical. The transcript is spliced from 3 exons. Lineage: Eukaryota; Fungi; Basidiomycota; Exobasidiomycetes; Microstromatales; Microstromataceae. The record is from RefSeq and is a predicted model, not a curated record. Bases 97 to 4086 code for a protein of 1329 amino acids. Gene Ontology annotation, cellular component: replication fork protection complex. Gene Ontology annotation, molecular function: DNA binding. Gene Ontology annotation, biological process: DNA replication checkpoint signaling; replication fork arrest; DNA repair.
GCCUCUUCCACCACAUCAUACCACAACCUCUACCACGACAUUGAGCCUGCGGCAUCGUGUCUAUAGUGUCUCUCACCCUCCUCCCCUAUUACCUCAAUGGAGGGCGGCUACGUAGACGACCUCGAGCUCCUCGAAGAGUAUGACCUCGAACACGAUGGUGACUCCGACGACUCGCGCUCAGACGGGCAACGUGGAGCCGGCGAGCUGUCCGACGACGAGGUGCAGUCACCCGAAGAUGUAGAGGCAGUGUUUGCAGAACUCAAGACUAUCACGGUAGAGAUAUUGAGCGCCCUCGGAGGACUGGAGGAGAGCGAGGGAGAGCAGGGGCUAGAGAUGCACUACGUGGUUGGAGAUGACUGUCUCCGAUGUCUUCGCGACCUACGCAAGCUCUGGAGGGAAGGGGCCGAAGAUCCUUACCGCACAAUCGCCCACGUCUUUGCAGAUGUAGGCGUACUCCAGAAUCUGAUCCCACUCCUGCUCAAGACGGCCGGCGGAGAGGAGCGGUCGCAGAAGAUUGCACUCGCUUGCACAGACCUGCUCACUUCCAUCACUUGGCCGGUCGACGCUAACGCCGAGGUCCGCGAGGCCCUCAAACGCGGUGAGAAUACAGAAGAGCUUUCUCACCUCUUCUCUCUUGAGAGGGACAUGGUCAAAUACAAGGCUGCUGUCUUACGCCAGCGGUCUGGAGAGAGUAAAGAAAGGUCUGGCAGCCGCGAGAUCCUCAACUGCAUCAUGCGCUACAUCCUCCUGCCAGCUCUCUCCAAGCCUCGACAUCAUCGCAAUGAGCGAGACGUGGGCACCAUUAGCAUGUCUCUGCACUUCUUCCGCAAUCUACUGGCAAUUCAGGAUCCCGUCGCUACCACCUUGAGUAGCGUGGAGCAGAUUUCGAAUUCCACAUUGCAGAGCGAGCUCAUCUGCACAAUGGCUCGGAGUCAUGUGCUAGAGACUAUACUCAUGCUCGCCAAUAGUGCAGAGAGCAGAGAGUUCGGGCAGUGGAAUGCCAUCACACUGGAAUGCGUCUACGCUAUCUUCGGAGGCGAGGAGGUAGCAGUCAUUGCUGGCAGUUCGGCAGGUGCAACCAGCGAUGCGUCGGCAGAUACGGCUGCGAAAAAAGAGUCCGGCAAGGCCGUUGCUCCGCGUGCCAUCUCCAAGAAUGCUGCCUUGGCGUCUUCACUCAACUCGGAAGCUCAUCAGCGUCGAGUAACUUUGGCGGCAAGUGGGUCAUCUCGUCACUCGCGCUUCGGUACCUCAAUCAACUUCUUCACCGCAGACGGCGAUGUCAGAGUAGCACGUAAUGCCGCGUCCUUGCGCAAGAGCGUCGAAGAGCUCCGUCAAGACAACGUGCUCAGAGCCAAGCGAAAGUUCAGACGCCGCAAGCGAGCCAGGGAGGAAGGGGCACCCAGAGUCAAGUCAGCGUGGACAUCGGCUGCCAAGGAGGUGUUGAGAGGCUGGGCCGACCGAUUCCUGCUUAGCAGCGGCUUCGAGACGUUGACUCGCAGCUGUCUCAAUGACAUUCGCAGCGAGAGGGAGAAGGUGGGCGAUCUAGAUCAGGCAAGAGUGAGGGUGAUGACUGUAGGAGUCUUUUUCCUGGAUUACUUCCUGGUCAGAAAGGCAGAGGAGAGCAAUCGUGUCGCAGUCAAAGAGGCCAAGGCCAAACAAACCGAUCACGCAAACGCUGGUCCGCUCACCCCUGUGCAAAGACAGCCGCAAUCACAGGGGACACUGGCCUCCAUCGAGCCAUCGUUCGAUAAAGGCAAGGCAAAGGCGACCGAGCCAACGGCAGGUCAGGAACAGCAAGAGCACUUCGGCGCUGAUGACACCUACCAUUCUGUAGCACCUGAUGAUUCCUUACGUGAGUCUGUCGCAGCCAACGUGGGAGAGGCCCAGCAGGUCAUGAAAGCUCCUGCCACCGCCCCAGAAGAGGAAGCGUCUGGAACGGACUGGUCGUUCUCCCUCUUGUCCGACUGGUUUAAGCCUUGGGCGUUCAAGAUGGUCCUUGUCAGAACAGACAGCGCACUCGACUCCAAGGGUUGGCUCGAGAUGACCGCUUCAUUGCAGCUCUGGAUGUCGCUCCUGCGCCUGAUCGAUGCACUCUCGCAAUCAUCUGUCGAGGAGGAGAAGGAUCUGGCCGAGAACCUACAAGCGAAUCACUUCUACCACUCGGAGACGCUGGAACUCUGCGUUAAGAUCUCUCGGUGCUUUACAACCCAAAGUUUCGAAUUUUUGCGCUGUGUUGUUGCCUUCGCCUGCAUCAUGCCGAAGAUGCUUGAAAGGUACUCGCUCAAUAAGGAGCACAUCUUCGUCAGGGCCAAAAGGCACGCCAGGAAAGCAAAGGAAAAGGCCAGCAACGUCACCGACGAUGAUCCUGAUGCCGAAGAGCAAGACCCCGACGCCAAGGCGCAAGUCAUCUAUACUGAACGAAGGUUCAACUUUGACAGAUUCCAGAACAAGCUCUGCUGCCGACCUCUGGUGGAGGCUUGCGUUGCCUACCUGGGGAGAUGGAGGGACUAUCAGCGUCCGGCCGAUGAGCUAGCCAAUGUAGUCGCCGUUAUGCACCGGAUCGCUAUCAAGGCCAACGACGCUCGCAGCUUCUUCCCAGCUCACAUCCGUGUAGCCUUCCAAGCCAUCCUGAAGGGUCCGCUAGUGGCUGCUCUGCUGCCUUGCGCCCCUCGCGCAGUCAAUGACACCAAGAAGCUCAUUGAGUUCGUUCUCAAGAAAUACGAGAAGCUGAGCAAGGAAGAGAAGGAGCUUUGGUCUUUCGGCAAGGCUCCUCCGCGACCUCAGAAAGCAGUCAAGCUACCCCGAGAGAUCGAAGUCAAGCCCGGUAUGAACCGCGACGACCAGGUCGGUAUCGCUGUCGGACUCCUCGCCGAGAAGGGCAUGAUUGCAAGGAUCAUGUGGGUCAAGGGCGCUCUGGAGAUCGCAAGUGCUGAGCGGCUGGGUACCGUUCUGAGCAUCGAUGGUAACAGAAUGUGGUCAGCCGCAAAGAGGGGCUUGGAGGAGGCUGGUGAUGAUGCCGGCCCUAGUAGCGAGGAGCGAGACGCGAUGAAUGAGUCGCUGCUGUCUGCGAUACCCUCCGAUGAGGCGGUCAACAGCUUCGAGCCCUACGAGCUGCCAUACGACGGCGACAGCGAAUUGCAGAGCGAUGCUAGCACCUCGCCCCCUUUGAAGCUUCUAGCCCGAUUGAUGGGCCUCGAGAGUGAUGAAAGCGACGCAGAGCACUGGAGGUGGCGGGUCCCUGACAAUAUCCUGCCAACGCACCUGGAUGCGGAUAUCCAGCUCAUUGAAGACCGUCUCCAGAGCCCGCUCGAAAUCAACGGCACGAGCUACGAGGAUUACGUGCAGAACGCCAGGAAGAAGCGGGUCGCCAAAGCGAAGCAGCUCGCGCCUGCGGACCUCGCACAGAGCGACGACGGAGACAGUGACAGCGACUCUGAUAGUGGCUCAUCGGGAUCGUCUAGCGCGCCUCGCAAGAGGAAGACCACUCGACGCCGGGAUGACCUCAAAGGCGACGAGAGGAAGAAGAAGGCGUUCAAGAGGCGCAAGAUUGAGACUGGACCGCUGUUCCUGCAAGACGAUAUCAUCGACAGCGACGAAGACGAACAGGUGGAUGCCUUGUGGAGAGCGCGCACAGGGGCAAAGAGCCCUUCGCCAGCCAGUCGCCCAAGAGCUAGGCCCAGGACGACUACAUCGGACAUCGACUCGGAGAUGGACAGCGACGGCGACGUACGAGACCGGGCUAGUCCGCCUCGUGUCUCGAACGUCGAUCACUUGCGCCGGGCAACGUCGGAGGCAAGUGACACUCCUCCUACGUCGCCGCCGGCUCACGCUGUGCCUCGCGACAAGUCGGUCAGAUCUGCUCGCCGCUCGCAAGCUCUCUUCUUGUCAACCAGCGACGAGGAUAGUAACGGCGCCAAUGAUGACAUUGACGACGCUAGUGACCAAAACCAUGCCAGUCCUGCAAAGCGGGGUUAUGGGUAUAAUGCGGAGUCCCCUCGGAACGGCGGACAUGAUGAUGUGACGCUUAAGCGUGCAAAGGCUAGGAACGCUCUACUCGCUGCAAUGAUGGAUUCUGAUGAGGAUUGAAUGGCAAUCGAUGGAUGAAUGGUAGGUGGGAGGGGUGUGCCAUUUGUGUCCUUUCUUCAUGUACGUAGUGUUCAAUAACAUAAUCUCUCCAGACAUGGCACGAAAGCCUUGACAAUGCCGUCCACUACUCUCUGUCUGUGAAGAAGCUCCGCCUCUCUGUUUAAGAUAUGUACACCCUUCGCAUCUGACCAGUGAAAAAGCGGUCUCUUGUCCUCGGGCAAGUCACAAAUGCCUGCGAGGAUUUGCCCUCGUUGCGUCUCUUGCGAGCGGCAGCCGAGGCAUCAUCUAGGCUGGCGGAGUAGGACUCGAGUGCCCUUUUACUAUAGACCCUUCCAUUCGGCAAAGCGACAGCCUGCCCUCCCUCUCCUUCCUCUGCGCCUUCGUCAAUGACCCU